This is a messenger RNA of Chara braunii, 2030 nucleotides long. Lineage: Eukaryota; Viridiplantae; Streptophyta; Charophyceae; Charales; Characeae. The record is from the annotation of a GenBank genome assembly.
GGAUAGGGAGGUUGGGGCAGGCAGAGGAGCGGAGACAUGGACGACGAGUGGGAAGGUUGGCUGUUGUUUUUCGUGCUUGCUGUCAUCCAGUGGGUGAGUCAGCGUAAUGUGGCAGCCAUGGCUGUCCUCGAGGCGGCUGCUAUUUUGCCACAGCGCGACAAUGAAUUGGCCAUGGCCAUGACGAUGCUUGGAGGCGUCGUUUGCCAUAGCCUUUCUAUGUUGUCCGCGCUCCCCCAUCCACUUUUCAACGAAAUCGUGCAGCAGAUUGGACCUCAUAUCCAGCAAGCCACGACGAAUUGGAGACAGCCAUUGCCCGCGGAGCAAAAGUUUGCUUAUGCAUUGAUAAGGUGGGCAACGAGAGGGUUUUACAGGCAGUCCAACCAUGGUGUGGGAAUGAGACUUGCAAGUGCCCUGCGGAGCAAUAAGGACGUCGCUGACGCAAUCAUCAAGGAGUAUCCGAACGUGGUAGCUUUUCCGGAAGGUCGUCGACUGCAAAACGUCAUGGACGCCUUCGAACGGAAGGGCUUCCCUGGCUGUGUAGCUACAAUCGAUUGCACACAUCUAUACAUAGAGAAGCCAAAGAAGGAGCAUGUUGCGUGCUACUACGACCGGACAGGGCAAUUCUUGCGCAGGUCAUGUGCGAUCACGAGUGCCGCAUUCUUGAUGUCUUUGUCGGUUGUCCCAUCCUGGCAUGACAUUCGAGCACUCAAAUUGUCCACCCUCACUAGCGACUACGACAACAUCGUGGGUAUCCUACACGGAGAGCCAGCCACACUUCGUGACGGGAGCAGCAUUGACCCUUACCUGCUCGGUGACACCGGUUAUCCUUUGUUGUCAUGGAUCAUGACGCCGCAUCCUACCAACAGAUCUCGCAGUCCCGAACAUGUGGUGUUCGAUGACAUGUACACGACGGCGAGGAGCUGCAUAGAACAUACAUUUGGGUUCCUCAAGGCGAUUUGGAGGAAUUUCGGACGUCGCCACAUCAACAAUCUGAAGAUAAUUUGUAAGGUGUUCAUGGCCUGCUGUAUACUACACAACAUCUUGUUGGAUCACAAGGUGGACAUGAACGGUUUGACUGCAAACGACAACGACGAUUCUGACGACGAUGACUCGGAUGAUGGGCGUCGACGCAGUCGUCGAGCCGAGCCGCCCCUGCAGGAGGGGAACGCCAUGGCUGAGCACAUAGUGGAGGCGUACGACUUGGAGUUGAACAAGGCAAUCAGGAAAAGGGGUUCGGGAGAAGUGGCUGGAUUGCAUGCAAGGGAAGGAGGGGGGGUAAUGGAGGAAGGGAAGGAAGGCGAGGAAGGAGUGGAAGGGGAGGAAAAGGAGGAAGAAGGGUAUGAAGGGGAGGAAGAAGAGGAGGAAGGGGAGGAAGGAGAGGAAGGGGGAGAAACAGAGUUGAUGAGUGACGACGAUGCCGGAUCAAGGGAAUCAUCUGACGGAUUUGGGCUGUUGUAUGGAGAACAUCGCGAGGAUGAUGACGAUGACGAUCCGAUGGCAAUGGAGAUGGAGACACAGGUGGUCAGCAACCUUUCGGCAGAACGUGAUUACUAUGAGGUCCAAGCACUGACGUCUAUCGUCGAUCUCCAACACCGGUUCAACGAGGCUCCUGUUGCUGCGAACCUAUCUAAACCGAGUGGCCGUACAGACGUCGAAGAAGUUAUCGAUGGCAUACUAGGUGACCACCACAUGUUCGAGCAGCCGUCCACAACGCCUGAUGUCGACGACCCUCGCAACGUCAAACCUUCCGCGGCAUCUGCCAUCGCUUUCUCGCCGCCGAACUCUCCGAUAUUGUCGGCGACCUUCGCCAGCGGAGGGGAAGGCGGGGUUGGGGCACGACAACAUGUCACGUCCCCGAAAAAAUCUAGGGUCGACACUCAAGCUCUCGACGUGCUGGCCUUGCCCGUGCCAACUUCACCGACGAAGGAGUGGAGGGACAAACCGGCUGGUAAGCUAUGAGAAACAACACUCUGUAUGCGCGCCCAAGCUUCCAAGAACGAGAGUGCGGCUUCCUUCGUAGUCCGGAUGUC